AUGCCAUUCGACGUUGUUUCGGCAGUAGUUGAUGUCGUUUCCGCUGUAGUCGUCGUUGCAUCGGUUGUAGUCGAUGUCGUUUCCGCUGUAGUCGUCGUUGCAUCGGUUGUAGUCGAUGUCGUUUCCGCUGUAGUCGUUGUUGUGUCUGCAGUAGUUGACGUUGUUUCGGCUGUCGUUGAUGUCGUGUCUGCUGUCGUCGUCGUUGUGCCUGCUGUAGUCGACGUAGCGUCUGCUGUAGUGGACGUUGUUUCGGCAGUAGUUGAUGUCGUUUCCGCUGUAGUUGACGUUGCAUCGGUUGUAGUCGGUGUCGUUUCCGCUGUAGUAGAUGUUGUGUCUGCGGUAGUUGACGUUGUUUCGGCAGUCGUUGAUGUUGUUUCCGCUGUAGUUGACGUUGCAUCGGUUGUAGUCGGUGUCGUUUCCGCUGUAGUAGAUGUUGUGUCUGCGGUAGUUGACGUUGUUUCGGCAGUCGUUGAUGUCGUGUCUACUGUAGUCACCGUUGUUUCGGCCGUAGUUGAGGUUGUUUCCGCUGCAGUCGUCGUUGUAUCAGCUGUAGUCGAUGUUGUUUCAGCAGUAGUUGAGGUCGUUUCCGCUGUAGUGGUCGUUGUGCCUGCCGUAGUCGACGUUGUUUCGGCAGUUGUUGAAGUCGUUUCUGCUGUAGUUGAUGUUGUGUCUGCUGUAGUCGACGUUGUUUCGGCAGUAGUUGUGGUCGCUUCGGCUGUAGUCGACGUUGUUUCGGCAGUCGUUGAAGUCGUUUCUGCUGUAGUCGAUGUUGUGUCUGCUGUCGUCGACGUUGUUUCGGCAGUCGUUGAUGUCGUUUCUGCAGUAGUCGACGUUGUAUCGGCAGUCGUUGAAGUUGUUUCUGCUGUAGUUGACGUUGUUUCGGCAGUAGUUGAUGUCGUUUCCGCUGUAGUCGACGUUGUCUCGGCAGUAGUAGAUGUAGUUUCCGCUGUAGUCGACGUUGUUUCGGCAGUAGUUGAAGUCGUUUCCGAUGUAGUCGAUGUUGUGUCUGCUGUCGUCGACGUUGUUUCGGCAGUCGUUGAUGUCGUUUCUGCAGUAGUCGACGUUGUUUCGGCAGUCGUUGAAGUUGUUUCUGCUGUAGUCGACGUUGUUUCGGCAGUCGUUGAAGUCGUUUCUGCUGUAGUCGAUGUUGUGUCUGCAGUAGUCAACGUUGUUUCGGCAGUAGUCGAUGUCGUUUCUGCUGUUGUCGACGUUGUCUCGGCAGUAGUAGAUGUAGUUUCCGCUGUAGUCGACGUUGUUUCGGCAGUAGUUGAAGUCGUUUCCGAUGUAGUCGACGUUGUUUCGGCAGUAGUUGAAGUAGUUUCCGAUGUAGUCGACGUGGUUUCGGCAGUCGUCGAAGUUGUUUCUGCUGUAGUUGACGUUGUUUCGGCAGUAGUUGAUGUCGUUUCCGCUGUAGUCGACGUUGUACCUGCAGUAGUCGACGUUGUUUCGGCAGUAGUUGAAGUCGUUUCCGAUGUAGUCGACGUGGUUUCGGCAGUAGUUGAAGUUGUUUCCGAUGUAGUCGACGUGGUUCCUGCAGUAGUUGAAGUCGUUUCCGGUGUAGUCGACGUUGUUUCGGCAGUAGUUGAAGUUGUUUCCGAUGUAGUCGACGUGGUUUCGGCAGUCGUUGAAGUUGUUUCUGCUGUAGUUGACGUUGUUUCGGCAGUAGUUGAUGUCGUUUCCGCUGUAGUCGACGUUGUACCUGCAGUAGUCGACGUUGUUUCGGCAGUAGUUGAAGUCGUUUCCGGUGUAGUCGACGUUGUUUCGGCAGUAGUUGAAGUUGUUUCCGAUGUAGUCGACGUGGUUUCGGCGGUUGUUGAUGUCGUUUCCGCUGUAGUGGACGUUGUUUCAGCAGUAGUUGAGGUUGUUCCCGCUGUGGUCGUCGUUGUGUCUGCAGUAGUCGACGUUGUUCCGGCAGUAGUUGAUGUCGUUUCCGCUGUUGUCGACGUUGUUCCGGCAGUAGUUGAUGUCGUUUCUCCUGUAGUCGUUGUUGUGCCUGCUGUUGUCGACGUUGUAGCAGCAGUGGUCGAUGUCGUUUCCCCUGCAGUUGUCGUUGUGUCGCCUGUUGUCGAUGUUGUCUCGGCAGUAGUCGUUGUCGCUCCUGUAGUGGAAGUCGAACCACCUGUAGUCGACGUUGUCCCAGCAGUGGUUGAUGUCGUUUCUCCUGUAGUCGUUGUUGUACCUGCUGUUGUCGACGUUGUCCCAGCAGUAGUCGAUGUCGUUUCCCCUGCAGUUGUCGUUGUUUCGCCUGUUGUCGAUGUUGUCUCGGCAGUAGUCGUUGUCGCUCCUGUAGUGGAAGUCGAACCACCUGUAGUCGAAGUUGUCCCAGCAGUGGUUGAUGUCGUUUCUGCUGUUGUCGUUGUUGUGUCUGCUGCAGUCGUUGUUGUCUCAGCAGUAGUCGUGGUUGCGACUGUUGUGGUCGAUGUGGUCGCCGCAGUUGUCGUGGUAGCAGCUGUUGUGGUUGUUGAUCGACGCGCACGACGGCUAGCUCUGCGAUUGGCCCUUGCCGUUGCUCUCGAAGCACGACGUGAGGCACGCCAGGCUCGUAUCGCCUGA
Messenger RNA from Topomyia yanbarensis, 2553 nucleotides. RefSeq lists its product as uncharacterized. The transcript has 2 exons. The record is from RefSeq and is a predicted model, not a curated record. The coding region runs from base 1 to 2553 and encodes 850 amino acids. Lineage: Eukaryota; Metazoa; Arthropoda; Insecta; Diptera; Culicidae.